Physcomitrium patens is the source of this 1366-nucleotide messenger RNA. Its product is annotated as expansin-A10. Lineage: Eukaryota; Viridiplantae; Streptophyta; Bryopsida; Funariales; Funariaceae. The record is from RefSeq and is a predicted model, not a curated record. Gene Ontology annotation, cellular component: extracellular region. Gene Ontology annotation, biological process: plant-type cell wall organization.
ACCACAAUCUUCAUCAGUCGCAUUCUGAUCCUUUCCCGUAGUACUACCUCUGACGGUCUGCCUGCACAGUCACAUAUUUCUCCAUCAAAGUCCCGGCAACAGCAGCAGCGAUGGCGAUGGUGCGUGGCAAUGCUUUUGCAGCCGUUCUGACGCUUGUGGUGGCUUUGGAUCUGGUCGCACGCGUGAUGCUGGUCCAGGCUAGCAGUUAUCUUGGAACCAACUGGGUGAGCGGCAGGGCACAUGCCACGUUCUACGGCGGUGCUGAUGCCUCUGGCACUCAAGGUGGUGCGUGUGGAUAUGGAAAUCUCUACUCGACUGGAUAUGGAACCAGCACUGCCGCUCUUAGUUCGGCGCUAUUCAACAGUGGCCUCUCUUGCGGCGCAUGCUAUGAACUCACCUGUGAUACCUCUGGCUCCAAGUACUGCCUUCCCGGAAAUCCAUCCAUCAUUCUGACAGCCACUAACUACUGCCCUCAGAACUCCAACGGCGGAUGGUGCGACGCUCCCAAGCAGCAUUUCGACCUUGCACAUCCCAUGUUUGUGUCUCUCGCGGAGGAGCGUGGCGGUGUUAUCCCUGUCAAUUACAGAAGAGUCCCUUGCGCGAAGAAAGGUGGCAUGAGGUUCCAAAUGAAUGGAAACCCCUGGUUUUUGCUGGUUCUCGUGACCAACGUCGGCGGGGCAGGCGAUGUGCAACAGCUCUCCAUCAAGGGCUCAAACUCGGGCUGGUACCAAAUGAAACGCAAUUGGGGACAGAUGUGGCAGCUGACGGGAAACAGCAACAUGCCGGGACAAGCUCUCUCUUUCAGAGCUGUCCUUAGCGACGGCACAACAGUGGAGUCCUUGGACGCUGCCCCAGCUAACUGGCAUUUCGGCCAAAUGUUUGAGGGAAGCCAGGCAUAAUCACAUUACCAGUAUUGAACCGACGACCACCGUAUAUCGUUCAUCAUGCUUUGCACCGGAGUCACGAGUGGCGUCGCGGUCACAGAUAGAAUGAUUUUCUAACUUACCAGUAAAAAUACAUGAGUUUGGAUUGUGUCUGUACGAAGAAGCAGAGGCGUGUGUAUACACACGCCCGCUCUUAGAAAGUCAAUAUUCCAGAUUAGAAAUCGGUCUCGUACAGUAAGAGCGAUAAAAUUUAGGUUGCUGAGGUGCGUUAAAUUAAUACGUUAUGAUUGCACCACCCGCUCCUUGCCUGUAAAUUAAUUUAAUGUCCAGCUUGGGAAUUAUAGACUGCGCAGAUCAGGUCCUACCAUAGUAAACGCCUCCAUGACCCGUGUGUUGAAUCAGUGUGACGGAGUGAAAGGGUUGUUCUUUUGCCCGCACUUCCCACUUUCCUCUAAUCCGUAAUAAGAUUCAACAUUGUUCUA